Messenger RNA from Carya illinoinensis, 3129 nucleotides. Its product is annotated as auxin response factor 18. The record is from RefSeq and is a predicted model, not a curated record. Gene Ontology annotation, molecular function: DNA binding; protein binding. Lineage: Eukaryota; Viridiplantae; Streptophyta; Magnoliopsida; Fagales; Juglandaceae. The transcript is spliced from 14 exons. Gene Ontology annotation, cellular component: nucleus. Gene Ontology annotation, biological process: regulation of DNA-templated transcription; response to hormone. Bases 742 to 2826 code for a protein of 694 amino acids.
AAUUUUGUGGGCCAGUAAUGAGUGUUUAUCCAGCGUUGGUGGAGAAGAAAAGCAGGAGGAUGUGAAGUAUCAUAGCCUAGUCCCGAGGAAACUAGACUUUAAGGGACUAUUGAGACAAACUACAAAGGGGGGAGGGGGCAGAAUUAACAAAGUGAGAAAAGAGUGGUGGAGUGAGAAACUACAGGUGGGAAAGAGACCAGGGACGGGAGAGAGAGAGCGAGAGAGAGAGAGAGAGAGAGAGAGAGAGAGGCAGAAAUUAUAUUAAUAUGGCUGCAAAUUUGGGGAUUUGGUAACGUCGAUUCAGCUCCUUGGCAGAGCGAAAGAACUGAACCAGCAACAACGACAACGCCAGCACCACCCAGAAACCACCCAGAAGAAGAAGAAGAAGAGGAAGUGAGAGAGAGAGCCUCUGGACAAAGCAAACAUAAGGCUGUUUUUGGGGACCUUAGGUAACAAAGACAAAAGCGAAGCAGAAGCAGAGAGCCUUGCAGUCGUUACAGAACAACAACAUCGACAUCAACAACAACGAAUCAUUAUGAUUGCUGCCAUAACCUUUGUGCCUGCAUAGUCGUUUUCUCUCUUUCAGGGUCAUCUUGCUCGUGAAUGGGGUAGCCUAUUCUUACUGCGCUGCUUGAAGAGACAAGACAGACAGAUACACCUUGAGCUUGCUGCUUUCUUUUUACUUGUUUUCAAAGGUUUUAAUUUUCUUCUGCGAAGUCUCUUGUUGUGGCCUUUGAUUGAAUGGUGCAUCCGGAGGAGGGUCCAAGGGCCUCGUCGAUUUCUCAUGCGGAAACGGGGUCUGCAGUUGAUGAUCUAUAUACCGAGCUAUGGAAGUUAUGUGCUGGGCCUCUGGUGGAUGUGCCGAGGCGCGGGGAGAGAGUCUUCUACUUUCCUCAGGGUCACAUGGAACAAUUGGAAGCAUCAACAAAUCAGGAGCUGAAUCAGCAAAUCCCUCUGUUCAAUCUUCCUUCUAAGAUCCUUUGUGGUGUUGUUGACAUUCGAUUACUGGCUGAACAAGAAACGGAUGAGGUUUAUGCGCAGAUCACUCUGCACCCAGAAUUAGAUCAAAGUGAGCCUAAAAGUCCCGAUAUAUGCCCAACUGAGCCACCAAGACAAACAGUGCAUUCAUUUUGCAAGAUUUUAACUGCUUCGGAUACGAGCACUCAUGGGGGGUUCUCAGUUCUUCGAAAGCAUGCCACCGAAUGCCUGCCUCAGUUGGACAUGACCCAAGCAACACCAACACAGGAAUUGGUAGCCAAGGACCUUCAUGGGUUUGAAUGGAAGUUUAAGCAUAUAUUUAGAGGCCAACCGCGUAGACAUUUGCUCACAACGGGAUGGAGUAAUUUUGUCACUUCCAAGAGAUUGGUUGCAGGAGAUGCCUUUGUGUUUCUGAGGGGCGAAAAUGGUGAAUUGAGAGUAGGUGUUCGACGUCUUGCUCGCCAGCAGAGUCCCAUGCCUUCAUCUGUGAUAUCCAGCCAAAGCAUGCAUCUUGGAGUGCUUGCUACCGCUUCUCAUGCUGUUUUGACCCAGACUCUUUUUGUGGUUUAUUACAAGCCAAGGACUAGUCAGUUCAUUAUAAGUGUAAACAAAUAUCUUGAGGCCAUUAACAAUGGGUUCUCAGUUGGCAUCCGCUUCAAGAUGAGAUUUGAGGGAGAAGACUCUCCAGAAAGAAGAUUCUCGGGAACCAUAGUUAGGGUCGAGGAUAUAUCUGCAGAGUGGUCGGAUUCUAAAUGGCGGUCACUGAAGAUUCAAUGGGAUGAACCUGCAACCAUUCAAAGGCCAGAGAGGGUUUCCCCUUGGGAGAUAGAGCCUUUUGUUGCUUCCGCAUCCAUGAAUCUUGCUCAACCGGUUGUAAAGAGCAAGAGGCCCCGGCCUGUUGAUAUUCCAUCUUCUGAAAUCACGACCAACUCUGCAGCCUCGGCCAUUUGGUACCAUGGAUCAACCCAGUCCCAUGAGUUGACCCAAUUGAGUGCUGCUGCUGAGGUUGUCCAAAGCUGUGACACCAGUGUUGCUUGGCCUUCUAGGAUGAAAGAAAUAAAUAACAACAGAUCAAGAGUUCGUGCAGAAGGCACGUGGUCCUCUUCUCCACAUGUGAACAUCUCUCUAGAUCUUUUCUCCGAUUCACUGGAGGAUAACAAAACUGUAACAUUACAGUCGACUCUCUCUGAUUUUCUCUCUCCAGUUUCAUCAAGGAUAAGCAAUGGUCUGGUAAAUGACCAUGUGGAAAAGGAGAUAAAAUCAGAGACUUCUCUUGGUUGCCGGUUAUUUGGAAUUGAUUUGACAAAAAACUCUGAAACCAUUGCACUAGCAACAAUGGUGUCUGGUGGUGCAAAAGGACAAAGCCCAACUGCAGCAUCUAAAGUUAACGCAGUGCAUAAACCAGAUGCUAAGUCCUCAAAGGAACAGAAGCAACUUAUACCAGAUGAAUCACUGAAGGAGACACUGAGCAAGCAGGGCUCCAUUCUUUCCACCAGAACUCGCACUAAGAAGGUGCAAAUGCAAGGGGUUGCUGUUGGUCGUGCCGUUGACUUGACUGUGUUGAAGGGGUACAAUGAUCUCAUAGAUGAGCUGGAGAAAAUGUUUGAGAUUAAAGGGGAGCUUUGUCCACAGAACAAAUGGGCAGUUGUUUUUACAGAUGAUGAGAAUGACAUGAUGCUUGUGGGUGAUGAUCCGUGGCCAGAGUUUUGUAAGAUGGCAAGGAAAAUCUACAUAUAUUCAAGUGAGGAAGUGAAGAAGAUGACUGCAAGAUGCAAACUUACUGCCUCAUUAUUAGAAGGUGAAGGCACCAUUGGAAGCACAGACUCGGAGCAUAGAGCUGAAACUUGAUAGUCUAUCUUUAUUUUUGGGCUUUAUGUUGUUCUGCUUUCUUCGCUUGAGGGAGUGGGUUGCUGGUGGUUUGGUUUGCUCAGAAUUUUGGAGCUUCCACAUCAACAGCCAAAAAGUUUACCAGAUGGUUUGGGUCCUUGUUUUCUAUUUUGCUUUUAAUGUAAGGAAUGGUGGACUUUAUUCUGUAUUAGAUUCCCUUAAAAGCAUAUACCUUGUUUUUGGGGUUGUUGUUCUAACAUUGAUCCGCCUAUAGGAAUACCUAUGUAUUUGCAUUUUGAAGUCCUGAUUUCUUGUUUGUUGUCA